Diaporthe citri is the source of this 480-nucleotide messenger RNA. RefSeq lists its product as uncharacterized. The transcript is spliced from 3 exons. Lineage: Eukaryota; Fungi; Ascomycota; Sordariomycetes; Diaporthales; Diaporthaceae. The record is from RefSeq and is a predicted model, not a curated record. Bases 1 to 480 code for a protein of 159 amino acids.
AUGUUUGAGGCAGGGUCGACCUUUUUGGCAUUGCGGGUCAAGACGUAUGAGGAGGCCUAUGCAUGCAAGUACCACGGCCACGGCCACGGCCGCUUCGAAGAGCUUGUAUCGGAGACCGUCCCAGAGACCGCCACUUGGGACCCAUUUCUGGAGGAUUCUGAUGAGCACGCAGCGGCUACACUACUCGUGAGCCUUGAGGAUCUCUGCCACCUGACCUCCAGCGGCAAGUACCUCGCGAGUCUGCCGAGCAACGGUGAGGCGAUGCUCGACGGCGGAGAGGGGCUGGAGGAGCUGGAGGAGGCCGUGAUGGUCUUGCCUGCCCAGCCCCACAGGCGAGAACCAUGCGAUUUGUAUGCAAGAGGCCCAAUCAGCAAGGCAGCUGGUUCUCCAAGAGACGGCAUCAGCCUCGGCGGCAACGCACACCUCGGAACCAUUGGGGACUGGGAGGGGAGACGACGGUUAUUGCGGUGGGAAAUCUGA